CUUUGUACAAGCACAAUUUUGGCUUACCCGUCAGGGAUCACAGUAAGCUGGAAUAACUCGUUGGAUAUUACUGUACAUUGAAGAAUCAAAUGAGUACAUACAGACCCCUCUUUCCCAUUAUAAAAGGGGUUUAAGAACGUGCCAGCAGUCAUAGGUUUGCAUACUUUAUCACUUCCACUUCUCAAAAAUAACAAGCAGGGCUCGUUAUCCAACUAUCCAUUUUUCUUCCUCAUUUCUCUGUGUUUCCAAGUUCAAACAAGGAUUUAUCUUUCCUUUAGACCAAUCCUUUUUCAAAAUGCGCGUCUUCGUCAUUAUCAGCGCCUUGAUGGCGGUUGCAGUUACCGCUGCUCCGACUCCCUGCAACGAAUACACUUGCCAGAAAAUCCCUCCUCCAGGCGGCGAUGACAAGCCGGACGUUGGGCCUGGGGAUUUCAUUAAGGCUUUCAUUCCUUAG
Colletotrichum navitas is the source of this 454-nucleotide messenger RNA. RefSeq lists its product as uncharacterized. Bases 296 to 454 code for a protein of 52 amino acids. The record is from RefSeq and is a predicted model, not a curated record. The transcript is spliced from 2 exons. NCBI's taxonomy places the organism in Eukaryota, Fungi, Ascomycota, Sordariomycetes, Glomerellales, Glomerellaceae.